This is a messenger RNA of Myripristis murdjan (pinecone soldierfish), 1048 nucleotides long. RefSeq lists its product as uncharacterized. The transcript is spliced from 2 exons. The coding region runs from base 98 to 1048 and encodes 316 amino acids. The record is from RefSeq and is a predicted model, not a curated record. NCBI's taxonomy places the organism in Eukaryota, Metazoa, Chordata, Actinopteri, Holocentriformes, Holocentridae.
AACUGAAGACUAACGCUACAUAUUUGAGGAGAGUCCUGGUACCCCAGCUUUCCACGAAGAAGCAUGGAGUAGAUGUAUCACUCAUUGCACACUAAACAUGAUGGAAACCACAGACGAUCACUACAUGGAGGUAGAAGAGACAGGGGAGGAGAAUGAGAUAACUGUGGACGACAAUGAUGUUUCUGUCAGACUAUCAGAUGAAACAUGGCAACAUCUAUCGAUUAGUGAAGGACCUUCCAGUGGCCAUAGAAAGGUCAAAGUGAGACCCAAACUCCGCUGUAUGAAAAGCUUCCCCCCUUACAGCCAGUGUAUUGGUGGACUUGGACAGGAGAAAGAUGAUGAGCAGGACGGCGAGACACAGUCUCCACCAGAGAAUUCAACACCAUAUGUCACUCACAAGCCUUGUCUCACACCUAGAGAGUGGCGAAGUGAAGAAGUUCAACUUGAACAAGAGGCAUUGGGCACUGAAAGAAAAGACAUGGAAACGGAUGCAAUGUGCAAAGGAGAGGAGCUGAGGGCAAAAUGGAGGGGCAGGAGGAGGGAAAGAUUAGGGGGAAGCAAUGGAGCAGAUAUGGAGGGGUGGGAGAGGAGACAAAGAUGGAGUGGGAAAAGAAAGACGGGAGAGGCUAGAGGAGAGAGACAACAUGGCAGUAAAGAGGAGGAAGGUAAAAAUACAGAUGGUGAGAGGAACCACUGGAGAAGCAGUGCAAGAGUGAAUUCUGGGGUGCAGGGGAAAGAAGCAGAAGAUGAUGAGAGGAGGGGCUGUGCUUAUUCAGAAAUGGAGGGAGAGGGCGAGGGGAGCGGAAAGACGGUGAGGAAGAGCCAAGAGGGUGAAGGGCUGCUGGUGAGGAGAGAGGGCUCCAUGAACCCGUGGCCGACCCCACAUCCCAUCCUCUCCAGACUAUUGCACUCCUCCUCCUCCACCUCCACCUCCUCCUCUUCCUCCAUGAACCUCUCUUCAGCGGAGAGUGAUGAUGUGUUCAGCGAGGGAGAGGAUGCAGGCUCCAAGAGGAAGACGUUCAGAAAGGUGAGAGUGGCCGGGUCUUAG